Molecule: messenger RNA, 1650 nt
Organism: Fimicolochytrium jonesii
Lineage: Eukaryota; Fungi; Chytridiomycota; Chytridiomycetes; Spizellomycetales; Powellomycetaceae
Product: SGNH hydrolase-type esterase domain-containing protein
Exons: 1
Coding region: 357-1319 (320 amino acids)
Molecular function (GO): hydrolase activity
Source: RefSeq, a predicted model, not a curated record
AUCUAGUUGCGGGUGAUUCGACUAGCGAGGUCUCGAGCUAUCUUAUUUUCGGACUGAAACUUGACUGGUAAAAACGCGCAUCCGCUUCCCAUAAAUGGGUGUUCGCCGUAGCACCUCUCAGAAUCAGGCAACAGACAGGAGCUCCUAGGAAAGGAAGAGAGGAAGAGAGCGUGCUCCGACUGAUGUCAAAGCGUGCUCCGACAUGAGCGCUGUUCUACGUAGCUUCUCAGAGAAAGGAAAGGAACACUACACUUCCAGAAAAUGGUAUAUAAAGAUGCGAACCAACUGCUCCACAUUCCGCCGUCAUCCACGAGAUCAAGUGCAUAGAACGUUGUAGAGAUAUAUACAAGCUAGAGAUGCGUUUCGACUUUUUCAUCGUUGGGUUGGCGGUGGCCGCGUCGGCUGCGUCGGCUGCGACUACGUCGUCCAAGGCGGCUGUUACUACGACGUCCAAAGCGGCUACUACGUCCAAGCCGGUUGCUACUACUACGAGUAAGACGUCCACCACCACGGUCAAGACGUCCGCCACCACGGUCAAGACGUCCACGUCCGCUGCUGCUACUACAUCCAAGGCGGUUGCUACUCCUACGACAUCCACCACGUCGGCCGCCGCCACCAUCACUCCCACCGCCAAACCCUACUCCUACAUCCUAACCGGCGACUCCACAACCGCGCCCAAAAUCGGGUGGGGCGACGAAUUCUGCAAACUCACCGCGCAAUGCACCAACCUCGCCGUCUCGGGCCGCACAACCGCCACCUACCGCUCCGACGGCUUCCUCGCCAAAGCCCUCACCCAAGUCAAAUCCGACAUCUCACUUGGCUUCGCGCCAAGGGUCACCAUCCAGUUCGGGCAUAACGACCAGAAAGUGAUGAAUACCUCCGUGUUCAUGGACAAUCUGAAGGGGUUGAUAAAGGACAUCAAAGGGGCGGGCGGGUUGCCGAUUGUUGUCACCUCCCUCUGCCGUCGGACUUUCAACUCCAAGGGCAAUCUCACGGACGUGUUGCAACCAUGGGCCGACGCCGCCGCGCAACAAGCAACCAACUCGUCGGUGCCGAGCGUCGAUCUGCACGGGAAGAGCAUGGCGUACAUCUCGGCGAUCGGAAAGGACGCGGCAUGGCGGUUGAACGCGGCGACGGGCAAUACGGCCGGAGAUACCUUUGCGGCGAAUGCGACGGAUACGACGCAUUUGAACGUGAAUGGCAGCAUUAUAUUCAGCCGCGUGAUGGGGGAUUUGAUCACAAGGAGGAUUUCGAAUGCGAAUAUCAAGGCGAAUGCCACCCUUUCGGCCAGCAUUGAUGCGGGACAGGCUGUUUUCUAGACGAGAUCGAGAGAGUGAGGGCAUAUCACCCCGACUGGCGUAUCCGCUAGGUAGAUAGAGUAGAGUGGGUUCGUUCGUGGCCUAUUAUUCGAUGUGUUGCGUGUUAGACAGAUUUCCUUACCCCCUUCCUAUGAGGCGUACUUCGUAGAACACCCUGCUUUGAGAUAGACAGCUCUUUGUGACUAGAUUAUAGUUCGUAGAGCGCUCUUAUAUACAACGGCUGAUGCGACCCAGCUUCUCACUCCAGGGCCCAGUGUGAUCAUGGCAACAGAACGUGUACCGUUAACACGCGAAAAACGAGGGGAAAGACUCGAGGAAACCUCUUACGUAA